Cladocopium goreaui is the source of this 683-nucleotide messenger RNA. The record is from the annotation of a GenBank genome assembly. NCBI's taxonomy places the organism in Eukaryota, Dinophyceae, Suessiales, Symbiodiniaceae.
CACUUCAGCUCAAACCUUCGCCGCCACCAUGCCACCCUUGAAACGCCCCGCUGCUGCCAUGGCAAGCGGCGGCUCGCAAUAUCGCGUGGUCUGUCUGAAGGAUCUGGACUCUUCGGGGGAUACGGACGCCCAUUCGCGGGAGUGGGAGGUGGUGUAUCCAGCAGAGGACCGCAUCAUCAGGUUGUUUGAUGACUUGGAGUUAAAGCAGAUCUCCAUGCCGCGCAACUUCUUCUGGGACGAGGAGAACACGGAAGACGACCAGCACCUCCUGAACGUUCGCAAGGACUGGAGCGAUCUGCAACACCAGACCUAUCGCGGCCUGGCGUCGCUAGCUGAACGCCUCCUGCAGGGUGGUGAAACGUUGUCGCAGCGAGCGGGUCGUGGCCUCUUCGAAGUUCUCCCUGGGAUCUUGACAGUGCGAAGUAGCUUCACGCUGAGCUUCUGCAAGCACGGUGCUCGCAGCUGCCAAGUGCAGUCCUGGAAUCCGGAACGUGCGACCUGUCAAUGCGACAUUUUCUGCUUGGUGGCCAAGAGCAGUGCGAAGGAGUUGAUGGUGAUCAAUCAGAAGCUUCGAGCCAAGUGAAUGCCGAGGUCGCAUUUUUGUUGGAUGGUAAAAGACUUGGGGGAUUCCUGUUGCAAAAUGUCGGACAUUACAAAAUGAGUUACCCUUUGGUAAACUAACA